Molecule: messenger RNA, 1102 nt
Organism: Anthonomus grandis grandis
Lineage: Eukaryota; Metazoa; Arthropoda; Insecta; Coleoptera; Curculionidae
Product: leucine-rich repeats and immunoglobulin-like domains protein sma-10
Exons: 1
Coding region: 42-986 (314 amino acids)
Cellular component (GO): extracellular matrix
Molecular function (GO): protein binding
Source: RefSeq, a predicted model, not a curated record
UACGUUUCAGUUUCUCAUUCUCAAGUUACUCAUAUAGCACCAUGUUAAAAUUGGUACUUUUUGUGAUUACUGCUCUCCAUCUCACUCACGGAGAACACCACCAACACGGUGGAGACUACGAAAUAUGGUUGGACCGGAACAAUGUUACAUCCAACAUAUUCGAAUCCGGAAGUCCAAAUAAUGAAAGUCUCAUUUGCAAAGCUGAAAUACUCCGCAUCCAUAAGAAGUGUGAAGUGUUAAAGUUGGACGAUUUGGAGUGCGCUUCCGGACUGGUAUCCCUUAUAGCAGAAGAUAUCGACCUCAGGGAGGCAACGUUAAAAGAACUACCCCCGUCGGUGCAGAAUGUAACCAUAGUAAGAAACAACUUGCAGCAACUCAAGGUAAACGCCUUUUCAAACCUUACGGUGCAACUUUUGAACCUCACUGGCAAUAAAAUCGAAAGUAUUCAUCCAAGUGCUUUUGAUUACAUGCGCAACUUGACGCAGCUCAUUCUGGACCAUAACGAGCUCACCACUUUCAACUUCACCUUCCUUGACUGUCCAAAGUUGAAACUGCUCUCUUUGAGGUUCAACUUCAUCAAAUCACUUGGGGAAGGCGCCUUAAAACCAUUAAAACUAAACGUUUUAACAGUCUUACUUAGCUACAACAACAUCAGAGAGAUCCACAAGACAGCGAUGGAUGUGAAACAGUUCCACGAAGUGAAAAUCGACCAUAACGAGCUCAGCGACGCGCAGCUCCUGAUUAAGCUGACCAAAGCUGACCUGGUCGAUUUGUCCGAUAAUAAAAUUACUUGUUUGCCAAAAGAAUUUAUGGAGAACGGCCUCAGCAAGAUCAAAGUGCUGAAUUUAACCGGAAACCCGUUGGAGUGUCACUGUUUGAACGACCUGAAGAAGAAAGUGAAGAAGAACAUCGAGUUUCAGAAGAUGUCACCGCUGGUGCAAAAUAUUAAUAUUGUGUUGCCCAAACACGAUACCAAGACUUGCUGAAGAUAUUGUUGUGGGUGUGUUUUAAUUUUGUUUUAUUUUGUAGCUGUAGGUUUAUCAUAACAUAUUUGGGUAUUUUGUUAGUUUAAUUAUAUUGAUAUAAAGAUAAGUGAAAUUAU